AUGAAGCCGCGCAGGGGGGCUGGGAGCUGCACCCCGAAGCCAGAGAAGAAGGCCCCUGCGUCUGAGUGGCAGGGCGUAAAGCAGACCCCCAUCGUGUUGGCCCUGAUCAAGGGCCCGGGACCUGCCCGCUACCUGCGGCCAUCCUGCACAGGUUAUGUGGGUCAUGACGCCUCCAUGUUCUGCGAGCCGGCAUAUACGCUACAUACCAGGCACUCAGACAAGCGGAUCUCGGAUGUGUGCAGCCCAGGCCCCGGGUACUUCUUGGAUCCCAGAAUAACUCGCUUUGGAAUGUCCAGCUGCUCCCAGGUCCCCAUGGAAGGGCGUGUUUGCAACCUGCGCCUGAGUCCCAUUCCAGCACCUUGCCAUUACCAGCACGACCAGGGCGCCCCUCCGGCGGAGCGUCGGGCUCCCCAGUAUACCUUUGGCCAGCGAUGUCCAUACCGAGUGAUGGACCCCAACCCGGCUCCUAACCGCUACCAGCUGCCCGUCUUGCUGGGGCCCCACACCCCCGUGCACCGAGCUGCACCCUGCUACAGUCUGGCCUCCCCGGACAAGAACUGGUUCUACAAAGAGGACGUGGCUGGAGGUCCUGGGCCCGCUGCACACGCCAGGCCUGAGCCCUCUGUCUACCUGAACCGCAGCCCAGUUCACCGCAUGGCAGAGCGCUUCGCCUACCCACUGGACCACACAACUCGGCCUGGCCCCGGCUCCCACAACGUCCAGCAGGUGACCGUGCAUAAACCUCGCACCCCGGCCUUCAGCAUGGGCGUGCGCCACUCGGCCCACCUGUGUCCGCUGGUGGUCGACAUCCGUGACUGA
Messenger RNA from Ochotona curzoniae (black-lipped pika), 819 nucleotides. RefSeq names its product outer dense fiber of sperm tails 3 like 1 (gene CIMAP1C). The coding region runs from base 1 to 819 and encodes 272 amino acids. The record is from RefSeq and is a predicted model, not a curated record. Lineage: Eukaryota; Metazoa; Chordata; Mammalia; Lagomorpha; Ochotonidae. The transcript is spliced from 4 exons. Gene Ontology annotation, cellular component: cytoskeleton.